AUGGCCGCUGCUGCUUCUGAGAGCUUCAUCCACCUGGCGAGGCCUUUGGCGCCCAAUACCGUCGGCCUCCAGACUAACCUUGCCCCGCUCACUGUCAACAUCCAGCCUCAGGCUGUCCUUUCCAUCCUCGACCACGCCGUCCGACGAGACAUCCGAGAUACCCAAUCCACCCGAGUCAUCGGCGCUCUUGUUGGCACCCGAUCUGAAGAUGGCACCGAAGUCGAGGUCCGCUCAUGCUUUGCCAUCCCCCACACCGAGGAGGAGGACCAGGUCGAGGUCGAUGUUGAGUACCAGAAGAACAUGCUUGCUUUGACUCUCAAGGCCAACCGCGGCGAGUCCCUCCUCGGCUGGUACACCACCUCUCACGAGCUUAACAGCUUCAGCGCCCUCAUCCAGAACUUCUUCGGCAGCCCUGACACCGGCACUUUCCCCCACCCCGCCAUUCACAUGACCAUCUCUACCGAGCCUGGCGAGGAUAUUCAGUCUCGAUGCUACAUCAGCGCUCCCGUUGCUGUCAACGCUGAGCGUGCUGCCGACAGCUGCCUCUUCAUCCAAGUCCCUCACAAGAUCCUCUACGGCGACGCCGACCGAAGUGCUCUCGAGGCCAUCGCCAGCGCAAAGGAUUCCGAGUCCCGAACAGCCCCUCUCGUCUCCGAUAUCGAGGGCCUUGGACGAUCUGUCGAGCAGACUAUUGGCCUUCUUGACCGAGCAAGUGAGUGGAUCAACGGUGUUCUUGAUGAAGACGAGGAGCCCAACAACAUUGUCGGCCAAUACCUUCUCAACGCUCUGUCCUUGGCUCCCAAGGUCGACCCUUCACAAAUCGAGCACGACUUCAACAACCACAUCCAGGAUGUCCUCAUGGUCAGCUACUUGGCCAACACUAUCCGCACUCAGAUCGAUCUGUCUCAGCGAUUGGCGACAGCCAACUUGGGCGGUGGCGAGAAGGAGGGUGAGGGCAAGUCAGAGGAGAAGGGUGGCGGACGGGGAGGCAAGCGUGGUGGACGAGGCGGCGGCCGAGGUGGUGGUCAACAGCGUGAGCCCCGUGAGCCUCGUGAGCCAAGGGAACCUCGCGAGCCCACUGAGUAA
Messenger RNA from Fusarium venenatum, 1086 nucleotides. RefSeq names its product JAB1/Mov34/MPN/PAD-1 ubiquitin protease-domain-containing protein. Gene Ontology annotation, molecular function: translation initiation factor activity; metallopeptidase activity; translation initiation factor binding. The record is from RefSeq and is a predicted model, not a curated record. NCBI's taxonomy places the organism in Eukaryota, Fungi, Ascomycota, Sordariomycetes, Hypocreales, Nectriaceae. Gene Ontology annotation, cellular component: eukaryotic translation initiation factor 3 complex, eIF3m. Gene Ontology annotation, biological process: translational initiation.